This is a messenger RNA of Dama dama (fallow deer), 1777 nucleotides long. RefSeq names its product ceramide synthase 1 (gene CERS1). NCBI's taxonomy places the organism in Eukaryota, Metazoa, Chordata, Mammalia, Artiodactyla, Cervidae. Bases 37 to 1140 code for a protein of 367 amino acids. Gene Ontology annotation, molecular function: sphingosine N-acyltransferase activity. Gene Ontology annotation, biological process: ceramide biosynthetic process. The transcript is spliced from 7 exons. The record is from RefSeq and is a predicted model, not a curated record. Gene Ontology annotation, cellular component: membrane.
CGGGCGCAGACUGCCGGGACGGCAGGGAGCGGCGGCAUGGCGGCGGCGGGGUCGGCGGGGCCCGAGCCCAUGCCGAGCUACGCGCAGCUGGUGCAGCGCGGCUGGGGCAGCGCGCUGGCGGCGGCGCGGGGUUGCGCGGACUGCGGCUGGGGGCUUGCUCGCCGCGGCCUGGCCGAGCACGCGCACCUGGCGCCGCCCGAGCUGCUGCUGCUGGCCCUCGGCGCGCUCGGCUGGACCGUGCUGCGCUCGGCGGCCACCUCGCGCCUCUUUCGGCCCCUAGCCAAGCGGUGCCGCCUCCAGCCUAGAGAUGCCGCCAAGAUGCCUGAGAGCGCCUGGAAGUUUCUCUUCUACCUGGGCGCCUGGAGCUACAGCACCUACCUGCUCUUCGGCACUGACUACCCCUUCUUUCACGACCCACCCUCCGUCUUCUAUGACUGGAAGACGGGCAUGGCGGUGCCACGGGACAUUGCAGUGGCCUACCUGCUACAGGGAAGCUUCUACGGCCAUUCCAUCUAUGCCACGCUGUACCUGGAUGCUUGGCGCAAGGACUCAGUGGUCAUGCUUGUCCACCACGUGGUCACCUUGGUCCUCAUUGUCUCCUCUUACGCCUUCCGGUACCACAAGGUGGGCAUCCUCGUGCUAUUCCUGCAUGACAUCAGCGACGUGCAGCUGGAGUUCACCAAGCUCAAUGUCUACUUCAAGUCCCGCGGAGGCGCCCACCACAGGCUGCACGCCCUGGCUGCCGACCUGGGCUGCCUCAGCUUCUGCCUCAGCUGGUUCUGGUUCCGUCUCUACUGGUUCCCGCUCAAGGUCCUGUACGCCACGAGCUACUGCAGCCUGCGGGCGGUGCCUGACAUCCCCUUCUACUUCUUCUUCAACGCACUCCUGCUGCUGCUCACCCUCAUGAACCUCUACUGGUUCCUGUACAUCGUGGCUUUUGCUGCCAAGGUGCUGACCGGCCAGGUGCGGGAGCUGAAGGAUGUGCGGGAAUAUGACACGGCAGAGGCCCCGAGCCCGAAGCCCCGCAAAGCUGACCCUCAGCACAAACUUCCAAACGAUCAAAGAUGUCGGUGCAGAAAUGAAAGAUGUGCAAUCAAACAAACGGAAAUGAGAGACUGUCGUCCAACAACGGAACUAUGAGAAGCCUCGAGAAGCCAGGAAUCCCACCUAUGCUCCGUCUAAAGGACCAACAGGCAAAGCCAGAAGCUGUGGGACAGAUGGGCCGUCCACAAGGGGCUUAUCUCUGAUCUCCUAGAUAAAGGACUCCUGUGGUGGCAGUGAGAGGAAGCAGCGACCCACGGAGAAGUGGGCCGAGGGGGAGAGACGUGCUCCCAGGAAGGGGCAUCCAGGGCUCCAGCCCAAAGGAAGAGCGAAUCACAGUGACUGAGACAGCCUCCUCAGGAAAGUCUGUGUCCUGACAUGGAAGGGUCUGUGGGCUAGAGUGCUCCACAAACCAGAGGGCAGGAUUCUCAGAAAAACGGUGGUGGAUUACUAGGAGUCAUCCAGUCAAACUGAGUUUUCUGUGCUUUCUGAUGUCUAGAUCAUGAGAAUGUAUUUGUUGUUUAGUCGCUAAGUCGUGUUUGACUCCUUUGCGAUCCCCUGGACUGUAACCCACCAGGCUCAAUCUGUCCAUGGGAUUUUCCAGGCAAGAAUGCUUGAGUGGGUUGCCAUUUUCUUCUCCAGGGGAUCUUCCUGACCCUGAGAUCAAACCCACAUCUCUUGCAUUGGCAAGCAGGUUCUUUACCACUGAGCCACCAGGGAAGCCCAAGAAUGUAUU